AGCCGGCCGGUUUUUAUCCAGCAGAAGCUCCUGUGCCAAAUCAGCGAAGAUGGCCCAUCGCCCAGUGAGUGCACUGUCUCGCCAAGAGUCAGAAAUGAUCAACCGGAGUCGCCGUGCUCUGUCAUCGGGAACGCUGACGGAUUCGAUUGAGAAACUUCGCCAUAUGUGCCUUGCUCGAGGAGCGUCGGGUAUUCUCGGAUUGGGCCGUUGCUUCCGCCGCAUGGAUGACGAUGGCAACAAGCAGCUGAACUUGGAAGAGUUCAUCAAGGGUCUGCAUGACACCGGGCUAGACGUCACGGAACAAGAAGCAACCGACAUGUUUAACAAAUUUGACACCGAUGGCAGCGGUUCCAUCAAUAUGACGGAAUUUCUCGUUGCGAUUCGUCCGAACAUGUCCGAAGGCAGGGUAAAUAUCGUUGAGCAAGCGUUUGCCAAGUUGGACAAAACGGGCGACGGGGCGAUAACGAUUGAAGAUUUAAAGCAUGUGUAUUCCGUGCGGAGUCAUCCGCUGUACAUCAGCGGUGAGGAGACGGAGGAUGUCAUUCUGAGGAAGUAUUUGGCGAACUUCGAGGAAAAUGGAAACCCGGAUGGCACUGUGACCCGGGAGGAGUUCCUGCAUUACUACGCUGGGUUGAGUGCCUCGAUCGACUCGGAUGCAUACUUCGACUUGAUGAUGCGCCAAGCAUUCAAAUUGUAAACGGUUACUAUUGCUCUCUUUUGUGUGUCAUGUUUAAAAUUUGUAUAAGUUUUACGUCGGACCUCCGAUUUUAGACGAAUGAUUGACACUCCGCACGCAGUUUCCAGCAAAGAGGAAAGUAACCACAAUGGCGAACUUCUUGGGCAAUCGGCAUUUGAAAUGCCGAUUGUUCGAGAGCGCUGAAGUACAUGUUGAUACUAAUCAGAGCACAAGCGUAUUCUUAACAAUGAAUAAAA
This is a messenger RNA of Anopheles coustani, 933 nucleotides long. Its product is annotated as calcyphosin-like protein. NCBI's taxonomy places the organism in Eukaryota, Metazoa, Arthropoda, Insecta, Diptera, Culicidae. Gene Ontology annotation, molecular function: calcium ion binding. The transcript is spliced from 4 exons. Bases 50 to 697 code for a protein of 215 amino acids. The record is from RefSeq and is a predicted model, not a curated record.